Messenger RNA from Ilex paraguariensis (yerba mate), 414 nucleotides. The record is from the annotation of a GenBank genome assembly. Lineage: Eukaryota; Viridiplantae; Streptophyta; Magnoliopsida; Aquifoliales; Aquifoliaceae.
AUGUCAAGGAGUGGUGGCAAGCAGAUAGAGGGCGAUGGGGCUGUCCUUGAGCAGGGUGGCAGGAGACAGUUGGCGGGUGGCGCAACAGGGAGAAUGGAAUUGCAAGAGGCUUUCGGCAUUGGCGAGGAGGGAGGCAACUUGCACCUGUGCAACAGGCGCCAAGCAAACGUCGACAAGGAGGUAGGCGGCUUGGGCAGCAAGUGCCUGGCGGGUGUCGGUGAGGAGGCAGACUGCUUGGCAACAGCAGGCUCUGCAGGUGCGAGCGUUGCGAGUGUGGGUGUUGCAGGCACCUCUGGCAUUGGUGUGCUGGGGCUGGCACGGGCAAGCGCAAGUAGGGGUGCAGGAGCUGGCGGGGUCGUGGUUGCGGUCGUGGAUCUUUGGAGCCAUCAAAAGAUUUCACGGUUUGCAUCUUGA